This is a messenger RNA of Rhagoletis pomonella (apple maggot), 1571 nucleotides long. RefSeq names its product 26S proteasome regulatory subunit 4 (gene Rpt2). Lineage: Eukaryota; Metazoa; Arthropoda; Insecta; Diptera; Tephritidae. The record is from RefSeq and is a predicted model, not a curated record. Gene Ontology annotation, biological process: proteasome-mediated ubiquitin-dependent protein catabolic process. Gene Ontology annotation, molecular function: proteasome-activating activity; ATP hydrolysis activity; ATP binding. The transcript is spliced from 3 exons. The coding region runs from base 138 to 1457 and encodes 439 amino acids. Gene Ontology annotation, cellular component: proteasome regulatory particle, base subcomplex.
ACGUAUGAAAAUGCGGAUAUCAAUCGCAGCCAUCUUCAAGCAAGUACAAAGUGACUUGUGAAAAUUGUUUGUCAGUUUGGGGUUCCGUCUGCAAUUUGCAAUUAUUUGAUUUGUAGUGAUAAUUGUGUUAAUAAAAAAUGGGACAAAACCAAUCAGCCUCAGGCGGCUCCGGCGAUAAAAAAGAUGACAAAGACAAGAAAAAGAAGUAUGAACCUCCAAUUCCUACCCGUGUGGGCAAAAAGAAGCGUCGAGCAAAGGGUCCCGAUGCAGCCAUGAAGCUACCACUAGUAACUCCGCACACACGAUGCCGUCUGAAGCUCUUGAAGUUGGAGCGCAUUAAAGAUUACCUUAUGAUGGAAGAUGAGUUCAUACGUAACCAAGAACGACUAAAGCCACAAGAUGAAAAAAACGAAGAAGAACGUUCGAAGGUUGAUGACCUGCGUGGAACGCCUAUGUCGGUAGGCAAUCUUGAAGAGAUUAUCGAUGAUAAUCACGCCAUUGUCUCCACUUCUGUGGGUUCAGAGCAUUAUGUUAGCAUAUUGUCCUUUGUUGACAAAGAUCAAUUGGAACCUGGUUGUUCUGUGCUUUUGAACCAUAAAGUUCAUGCAGUUGUCGGUGUUCUCAGUGAUGAUACAGAUCCUAUGGUUACAGUAAUGAAACUUGAAAAGGCGCCCCAAGAGACGUAUGCCGACAUAGGUGGCUUGGACACCCAAAUUCAGGAAAUCAAGGAAUCUGUGGAAUUGCCGUUGACGCAUCCAGAAUAUUAUGAAGAAAUGGGUAUUAAACCACCAAAAGGUGUAAUUCUGUACGGGCCGCCAGGUACUGGGAAAACAUUGCUGGCCAAAGCAGUAGCAAAUCAAACGUCUGCCACAUUCUUGCGUGUUGUUGGAUCAGAACUGAUUCAAAAAUACCUUGGUGAUGGUCCAAAAUUGGUGCGUGAGCUUUUCCGUGUAGCUGAAGAGCAUGCACCUUCAAUUGUUUUCAUAGACGAAAUUGAUGCGGUGGGAACAAAACGUUACGACUCCAACUCCGGUGGAGAAAGAGAAAUUCAGCGUACUAUGUUAGAAUUGCUGAAUCAGCUUGAUGGUUUCGACUCCCGAGGAGACGUAAAAGUAAUCAUGGCAACAAAUCGAAUUGAAACAUUGGAUCCUGCUCUUAUUCGUCCCGGCCGUAUUGACCGUAAAAUUGAAUUUCCACUUCCUGAUGAGAAAACUAAGCGCCGGAUUUUUACGAUUCAUACUUCCCGCAUGACUUUAGCUGAAGACGUGAACCUCCACGAACUGAUAAUGGCCAAGGAUGACCUCUCCGGUGCGGAUAUCAAGGCUAUUUGUACAGAGGCCGGUUUGAUGGCCCUACGUGAACGACGCAUGAAAGUCACCAACGAAGACUUCAAAAAAUCUAAGGAGAGUGUUUUGUAUCGCAAAAAGGAAGGCACAGUCGAGGGAUUAUACUUAUAAUUUUUAGGCUGGAUUUAUUUUAAAAUAUCGUAAAAUUAAUUUCUACUCUACUUUUGCGACGCUAAUAAAUUAGUUGUUAGUGGCAGUGUUUGUUGACACUGUCUCAAAAAUGUA